AUGGCGAGUCCCAGUGGAAAGAGUGUUGAGACACUAGCUCGUCUGUUGAAUUUAAACGCUACAGAUACAGAAGCUUACCAAGAAGUCUUUGAUGCUUAUUUUGGUGACAGACAGGAAUCGGAAAAUGACUCAACUACUGAUGAGGAGCAAUCCAGUGAUGCUGUUCUUAGAGCUAACACAAGUAAAUGCUUUUCCCCAGAUGACUCGGUCUGUGAAGUUCUGACGACUGAGCUAGACCUGUCAGAAAGGAUCGUGCCUCUUGAACGCAAAAGACCCCAUCUGUCAGCCAUACCAGCACCCCCUUCACCGGACCAACCGAAUUUGCACAUCGACCCACCUUCCACGUCAACGAAAGGGCCUGUCCCAUACCCCUGCUCCUGUAAGUCAACACCGUGUUACUCAAACUUUGAUGCAGAAACAAUCCAGGACAUAAGACACCAGUACAUUGCCUUAACAGACAAAGAACUUGACAUAGCUGUGUUGUCAAAAAUUUCGAGUGGCAUUCAUUUGGAUUCUACUACCCGCAAAUCACGAAAGGCAGUUCAAACAGAACGGAAAGCGUCACGGACGGAUUACUUGCUCCAUGGACACUGUAUUUGCCGUGAUUUCUUCCUGUACAUCCAUGACAUUGGGCUUGGCAAACUGACAACCCUGAUCAAGCAUUACAAGGCCUGUGGUGUUGAAGCCCGUGUCCACAAGAGCAAGAAGCGACUUCCCCAUAACACCCUGAAGUAUGAGGACACCAGGAGGGUAGUUGACUUCAUAAUAAACUACGCAGAGAUCCACGCCAUAGAACUGCCAGGUAGAACACCCAGACACUGGAUUACGAAUGUUAAGUUGCUGCCCACACAUUGUACAAAGACACUGGUAUAUGAAUUGUAUAAAACAUCAUCUGAGGAAGCAGGGAACCACUGUGUUCACAUCUCAACCUUCAGGAAGCUGUGGAGACAGUUGGUGCCUUUUAUUAGGACCAUGCCUCCUGCAACAGAUCUCUGCUGGACCUGUCAGAGAGGUAUGCAGCAAAUCCAGCUGUCAGCCAACAAGUCUGAUGAGGAGAAAAGACGGUUGAUAGACAAUUUGAACUCUCAUCAGGAGAUCGUUCAGAAUGAACGGUCAUUUUACCAACACAGCUGUGAAAUGGUAAAGGCACAACUACCGCCAGCCAGACUACCUGGACCCCAUCCAUACUGUUCCUUUCAAGGAAAAAAUCACAUUUCUUUUGACUUCGCACAGCAGACUCACUUUCCAAGUGAUCCUCUUCAAGCUGGGCCAAUUUAUUUCAAGACCCCCCGGAAGUGUGGCCUUUUUGGGAUAAAUAAUGAGGCGCUGGGAAAACAGGUGAACAUUCUAGUUGAUGAGGCUCACAACACGGGGAAAGGUGCCAACACAGUUGUGUCUUAUCUUCAUUUCUAUCUAGAAAACUUCAGCCUUGGUGAGACAGAACUUCUUUUGCACGCAGACAAUUGUGCCGGACAAAACAAAAAUUCUGUUAUGAUUUGGUACCUCAUGUGGCGAUGUGGCACCGCUCGAAAUAGGAAUAUUUGCCUAAGCUUUCUGAUUGCGGGUCAUACAAAGUUUAGCCCAGACGGUGGAUUUGGCCUCAUAAAAAGAAAAUUAAAGGUAACAAAGGUUGAUUGUUUGCAAGAUCUAGUCAAAGUUGUAGAUGCUUCGGCUGCUAUGAACAAGGCCAUUCUAGUGGGUACAGAAAAUGGAGUAUCUCAACUUCCCACCUAUGACUGGACGACUUUUCUUUCAAAGUAUUUUAGUAAGGUGAAAGGAAUAAAAACCCUUCAACAUUUUUCUUUCGACAACUCAGGAGUCAUCACAGUGAAAAAACACAGCAAUGCCCCUGAAACAGCCCAGGCCCUACAGAAAGCAGCUCUCCCUGGGCCGGGUGUUCUGCCGCCAGUAAUACCGUCACCUGGGCUCAGCCUCAAACGCCAGCAAUAUCUCUUCAAAGAGAUUCGUCAGUUCGUUUCCCCUCACUGUCAGGAUGUUGUAACACCAGAGCCAACAGCAGUACCUGAAGACAGUGGCAGUGACUCCUCUGACAGUGAAUAUGAAAUGCCAGCCAAAGUGACAAAAACUGUAGCAGGACCAGGCAAAGCCAUCCGAGGUCGAGGUCGGGGACGCGGCCGCCGAGCCAAAACGGAGUAAUCUAUGAAACAUCAAUAAUGUGGAUAUAAAUACAUCAACACCAGCUACAAAGGUAAGAAAACCUAUUACAUUUUGUCUACGAGUAUGUUGUUGUGGU
Messenger RNA from Aplysia californica (California sea hare), 2254 nucleotides. RefSeq lists its product as uncharacterized. NCBI's taxonomy places the organism in Eukaryota, Metazoa, Mollusca, Gastropoda, Aplysiida, Aplysiidae. Bases 1 to 2157 code for a protein of 718 amino acids. The record is from RefSeq and is a predicted model, not a curated record. The transcript has 2 exons.